AUGAACGGCAUCUCCCUGAGUUUGCUGCCCUACAGCAGCCAGCUGGCCCCUUGGAUUCAGGCGCCCGUGGCGUGCAGCGCCUGGCCCAAGGCGGUGGCACCGCAGUUCCCGGAGCUGGCACCGGUGAAGGUGAAGGACUGCUUCGAGGGAGUGUCACCCUCCAGCGAUGAAAACGUCAAAGGGAUUCUAGAAAAGGCUUGCAAGGCUCUCAUUGAAGCCAAGGCGGAGCUAGAUCGCUUGGACAGCAAGGUGGGGGAUGCAGAUUGCGGCUCCACCAUGGCCAAGGCAGCCAGCAGCAUUCUGGAGAAGCAGGAGCAGCUCCCUAUGGCAGACCCUAAGGCCUUCUGCGCGUGCUUGUCAGAUUUGCUGGGCAAAACUAUGGGUGGUUCCUCCGGAGUUCUACUAAGCAUCAUGUUCAUGGGGAUGUCCAGUCAUUUGGAUGGAUCCAAUAGCUGGUCCUCGGGGCCUGCUGCCCUGAAGGUAGGUUUGCAGGCCAUGAUGGAUGCUGGUGGAGCAGCGCCAGGCGCUCGCACGAUGUUAGACGCAUUGGUUCCUGCUGCAGAUGCCCUGGUGGAACAGAAGGGACUGACAGGUGCAGCGGCUGCCGCCAAGGAGGGAACGGAGAAGACAAAGUCCAUGAAGCCCAAGGCGGGUCGCUCAGAGAAUGUGCCCGAGUCUGUGCUCAAAGGAGUGCCAGAUCCAGGCGCCAAGGCAGUUGAGCUGGUCUUCGAAUGGCGGGAAUUCUUAGAUGAGAUUCUGAAGGCAGCUCCGAAGCAGCGCCUCCCGUGGCCAGAGCUGCAACAGCGGGCGCUGCAAAAGCUGACGCGGAGCCGGAGCGCGAGCGGAAAACGGCGGAAGGUGGCGUUGGAGGUGCUGGCUCAUUUGCCUGCGGACUACGUCAACCCGAGGGAUCCCUUCGUGCGGCUGCCGCAGACACCGCAGACUCCGACUCCGCGCGGAGAUUCGCUGCGGGUGAUUUGCUGCGGAGAUCUUCAUGCGCUGCGACAUGAGAUCCAGGCGCUUGGGAUUCAACCCAUGUCCCCCGGCAUGGCAAAGGGCAAAUCUUAG
This is a messenger RNA of Cladocopium goreaui, 1068 nucleotides long. The record is from the annotation of a GenBank genome assembly. Lineage: Eukaryota; Dinophyceae; Suessiales; Symbiodiniaceae.